CUCGAAAGUCAUCGUCGAGCCGCGCCUGCCUAGAGCACACGUCCUAGUCGCUCCGACAUCUCGUGACGCUGUCGACGCACCGCUCCGCUGCUUCUGCACAGCUGUGCCGAGCGACAAGCGCAACAGAGACACCGGUCGCCUUUCCACAAGACACGCCAGCGCUCGAUGUCCGCCAUGGCGACCAUAAAAAUUAACGUGAAGUGGGGCAAGGAGAACGUGCCCUGCGAGAUCAAGCCCAAUCAAACGCCAGAUGAAUUAUUUAACGACCUCCAAUCAAAAACGGGCGUCCCGGUCGCGCGCCAGAAGCUCAUGGCCCGCGGGGCCUGGCGCGGCGUUUUGAAGAGUGGCAUGGCCAUGGAUUUGAAGGACGGCCAGAACGUGACGCUCAUGGGCACGGCCGACGUCUUACUCAAGCCCAAGGUCGAGACGAAGUUUUUGGAGGACAUGAAGGUACGGAGUCCGCGUCUUCCAUGGGGCCUUGACGCCAUCGGCGCGCGUCUUCUUCAUGAGACGAGGUCGUGGGUGUUUUUUUUCCCAAUUUUGAGCUGUUUCGAACCGCGUCGGGCCGACGCGCCCCGCGAGAGAGGCCGUGGUCGCGUCGAUGGCGUCGACGCGAUGCCACGCCGUCGACGCGCCGCGUCUCACAACAGUGUCUCGGUUCCGCGCAGGAGGAGGACCAAGCUAAAAGUGGAUUAGUCCUACCGGCGGGCUUCGCCAAUUUGGGGAACACGUGCUACAUGAACUCGACCUUACAAUGUUUAAGAGCGGUCCCUGAGCUCCGCGAUUCCCUCAAACAGACGCAAUCUCAAGAUUUGGCCGGUGCCCUCAACUCGACCUACGCGCAGCUAGAUGCCUCGACGAAGCCCGUCGAGCCGGCGACGUUCGUUGCCACCCUGAGAAGUGCCUUCCCGCAGUUCGCGCAGCGGGGCCGAGGGGGAGGCUUCGCGCAGCAGGAUGCGGAGGAGUUGUACUCGUCGUUGUUAGCUACCUUAGCGUCUUCAUUAAAGGACGGCGAUUCCAAUAUUGUGGAUAAGCUCUUUGGCUUGGAGUUGGAAGAACGUCUUAGUUGCCCGGAAUGCACGGAGGAGCCCGAAGUGGUGCGCAAGGACACGGCGCGCAAGCUCGUGUGCAACAUUCAAGGAGGCACCGUGGGAGAAAAUGUGUCGCACUUGUUCGAGGGUUUGAAAUUAGGACUCGUCGGCUCUUUAGAAAAGCGCUCCCAGAUCCUGGGCAGGGACGCGGUCUGGACGAAGACUUCAUCAGUAGCCAAGCUCUCGCCGUACUUAUGUGUGCAGUACAUGCGCUUCUUCUGGAAGGCGACGCCCGACAGCGCCGACCACACGGGCGUCAAGUGCAAGAUCAUGCGUCCUGUGUCCUUCACGGACACGUUGGACGUGUUCCCCUACUGCAACGCGGACCUCCAAAAAGCGAUCAAGGCGAACCGCGACAAAUUCGGCGAGCGCGUCGACAUCAAGAAGACUGAGGACGAGCCCGAGGAAAAAAAGGCGAAGAUGGACGUCGAGGAGCCCGAUGAAGAUUUAGCUGCCGCUCUCGCGUUGUCCAUGGAGGACGAUAGUGCCGUGAAGAACCGGGAAUUACUAGAAUCGUGCGGCCUCGACAAGGACUUCCAGGGCCACUACGAGCUCUUUGCUAUUGUCACACACAAAGGAAGGUCGGCGGACGGCGGCCACUACAUGGGCUGGGUCAAAAGGGAAGAUGGGUCGUGGCUCGUUUUUGACGACGACCUCGUCUCGGAGUCGUCCUGGGAGUUCGUCCAGGGCCUGAAGGGUGGUGGGGAUGAGCACAUGUCAUACCUCCAGUUCUACCGCGCGAAGAAGGGGGGCAUCUAGGGGGUCCGCGCUAAAGUGUGGGUUCCCCA
Pelagomonas calceolata is the source of this 1879-nucleotide messenger RNA. Lineage: Eukaryota; Pelagophyceae; Pelagomonadales; Pelagomonadaceae. The record is from the annotation of a GenBank genome assembly.